Molecule: messenger RNA, 2150 nt
Organism: Periconia digitata
Lineage: Eukaryota; Fungi; Ascomycota; Dothideomycetes; Pleosporales; Periconiaceae
Source: the annotation of a GenBank genome assembly
CCGUCGAUUGCUCAGCCAGAAUCGUCACUCUUUUCACCCUUUCUUUGGUAACGGGAUGUGUCAUUGACGUGCUAACCAGACAAUCCUUCACAAUGACCCCAGCUAUGUCACGUCUACUUAUCUUAUGCUUUUUGACGUUUGCUAGCGCACAGAACUCGCCGCCAUCCCCUGGCCCAGCCGGUCCGGAUCCAGUCGAGCAUUUCUGCUCUAGGUGGUGGUCACAAUCCACCAUAAAAAACGACACACUAUACAUUGACAGUGGUGUCCAAAAAUUCGACGACGAAAGCUCCUACAUGGGCAUCAAUGAUCAUAUUAUGACAAUACCGCUGGCAAAUGGCUGGGAUUGGAAGAAAUCUGAAGGAGACCCCCAAUUUUUGGACAUUUCCAGGGAACCUAAGAACUUGACCAACCCCAAGUCUGGAACAAAUAUACCAAGCUUAUUCAGAGGAUACAUGUUUUCUGGCCCGCAAAACACAUCUAAGGUUUUCCCCUUUGGGGGAACAAAUUACUUGCUCAACGAGACAUUCGUUGCCAGGACUAUUCCCAACAGUUCGAGAAAUGCACUGUGGUCCUACUCUCCUGGCUCAGGCUCGUCGGACACGAAAUGGGAUCAGUACGACGUUGAUCAGAUUUGGAUGCCGAAUCACGGCGCUGGUGCGGACGCUCCCGAUCUAGGUCUUGGGUUUUAUCUCAACGGACAGAUUGACAAGGGCACUGAUGCCAGGACGGACUCGCAAUUCAACGACACCAGUCAGAGUUUCUACAAACCCGUACAUGGUAUGUUGGUGCUUGAUCUCGUCCAUACGUCCUCCGCUGCAAAAAAUCUGUCUACUUCAACGAUGAAGAAAAGUUUGUCAAGAGUAGGUGGAUCGCUGGACUACAUACCUUCUGUCGGUGAUAGUGGUAUCUUGGUGGCUCUGGGUGGCCAGAUACAGCCGGCGCUUGAUCAAGAUGGAAAAGCUUCGAGCCAUGGAGGGCAACUUAUCGACUUCCAGACCGUAGACGUCUUUGACAUUGACUCUUAUAUCAAGAAUCCCGACUCGAAUGGAACGUGGUUUCAGCAGAACACGACGGGCGAUAUACCAUCCCCACGUAUUGACUUCUGCACAGUGACUGUAUCAGCGGCCGACAACUCCAGCCAUCACAUCUACGUGUACAGUGGAUGGGAUCCAACUCAGAAUAACCCAAAAUACUACGACGACAUUGUGGUCCUCUCACUCCCAUCCUUCCGCUGGAAGAUUGUUUGGCCAGAAAACAACAGUCCACGGUGGGGCCAUAACUGCCAUUAUUUCAAAAGCCAGAUUAUCACGGUAGGGGGAAACAACACCAAUACGAAUAAUAACUGCGACUGGGAGAAGAAAGGCGUCGGCGUGUUUCAUAUGAUCAAAGAGAACUGGAGCAGUAGUCUCGUGACCACAGAUCCCGACUUCAAAGUUUCACCCAAGCUUCUCUCAUCAACAAACGGAACAGCUGAUGGCAAAGCAAAAAGCGGCCAGCCUGAAGCAGGAUGGUCUAGCAAAACACUACACGGGAUUUUCUGGAAAUCCAGAUGGACUGUCCCAACGACCUGGGAUUCUAAGCCUCCAGUACCCGACGAAUCUCCUGUCCUACCUACUGCUCCCCCACCAGCCAGCUCCCCAGACCCCCCAAACCUCCCAAAUUCCCCAGACCCACUCGAGAAAUCAAAAUCACCUAGCACGGCUGCACUAGCCGGUGGGAUAAGCGCAGGCGUAGUCAGCGUCGGUCUACUCGCCGCAGCUCUCAUAUACUGGCACCACCGCCGCCACAGCAUUCCAGCCGAACUCCACAACAACCACAAGAAACUCGCAGAGAAAGCCGAGCGGCGGAAGCCAGCCAAACAGAGAAAACUAACCAAUCUCGAAUUACAAGGGAACCGUGAAAACAACCCCAUGGAGCUCGAUGCCCGGAUCUUCUUCGAAGCGGAUAAUAGUACCGCGGCUCGUGGAGCGGAGCUUUCGGGCACUACAUUGGCGCCCGGUGCUACGCCUGGCAGACCGAUUGUGAGGUUUCCCGGUGAUGAUCUACCUGUUGUUCCUGAGAACUCGGGGGGGUUGAGACGAGGGGGGUCUAGGGGGCUGAGAAGCUCUAGGCGUGGGGAGAGUAGGUCGCAGAGAUCUUCUGGUGUGUAG